AUGGGCGAUGCGUACCGUACCGUGGCUUGUCGUGGCGUACCGUACUUCUGCCACAGUGUAGGUUGUGUUCGCGCUCCUGCAGAAAAUGACCCGUGCCAGAUGGAGUCCGGCGCCCCAGGAACCUGCCGGGCCAUCGAGUCCUGUCCUUCUGUGCUCGAGUCCUUCCGCCAGAACCGCCCCGUGCACUGUGGCUUCAGCGGCCGGAUUCCGAUCGUCUGCUGUCCGGAAGAUCCGGCCGAGGCAGUGUUGGGACCUAUACUGGACGUGUCUCCUCCAAAAGUCAACUUCGAGUGCGGCGUCCGGUCCCUGAAGGAAGUGUUCAUCCCGCUGCCGGAGACAGUCUCCUCCAGGCGCCGGAAGAGGACGAUCGUCGGCGGCGUCAUCUCCGACAGGAAUACGUGGCCGUGGAUGGCGCUGCUUGGCGAAGUGCAGGGCGACCUUACCUUCGACUGGCUGUGCGCAGGGUCUCUCAUUAACGACCAGUGGGUCCUCACCGCCGCUCACUGCUUCGACAGAAACAAUCCAAACGUGGUACGACUCGGAGAGCACGACUACUCUAGCACAGCCGACGAUGCACAGCACGAGGACUUCACCGUCAUAGAGAAGGUUAUUUAUCCAAAUUACACCUUCCCUGAAGCCCACCACGACCUCGCCCUUUUGAAGUUGGAUAAGAAAGUCGUCCUCAGG
Molecule: messenger RNA, 687 nt
Organism: Penaeus vannamei (Pacific white shrimp)
Lineage: Eukaryota; Metazoa; Arthropoda; Malacostraca; Decapoda; Penaeidae
Source: RefSeq, a predicted model, not a curated record